UUGCCCUAAUCGUUCAGCUUUGAUGCAAAGGAUGUCCCAAAAUCCAAAAAAUGGGCGUCAAGCUUAUCGGAGAUGAAUCGCCGGAUUAAAUGAAAAGGGAAUUUCAUUUCACUGUUUCCCAUCAUCGGCAUUGCAAGUCUCGUAUAUAAAGUGAACAGCUGUGCUUGUUUAGUAGGCAGUACUUCUCCCAACUCCGAGCGACUUAGAUCGAAAAGAAAAUGAAAUUUUAUCUUGUUCUUUUAGUUGCUGUCGUUCACGUUAACUUCGUAUUGUCUUAUCCGAAUGGCGAAAUCGUGCAAACGCGUGAGUCGCCUAAAGGCCUUUUGGCAACUGCACAAGCUGGUAGUAAGCCAGCAAACUUUGACUCUCCUGAAUUCGCACGCUUAGUGUUAAGCUGCGUUCCCGAGGAAAUUUGGUCAAUGAUGAAGUCUUGCGAGGAAGAAACAACAUCUAAGUUGAAUACAUCCAAGCCAGCUGCAGUGAAAAUCGGUCCUCUUAGAGAUCAUAGCGUUGAUGGGAUUAACAAAUCUGCUUUGGACAAAUUGCUUUACGAUAAAGACGAACUUGACAAGAUUUUGAGCGAUUGUCUUUUAAAGAAGACGGGAACGGUGGACGAAUUGACUGGUCAGUUAAACAUGGGUAGUUAUCUCAACUACUUCGAAAAUACUACGCUAUCUUCCGAACAGAAGUCUUCGGCUAUGUCAUCCUUUAAGUCCUGUAUGACGGCUAAUUUAAUAUCACCGAAUUUACCUAUUUUUAUUCAUUGGGUUGAAUCAGCUGAUAAAACGGAGGCUGAUGCAAAUAGCAAUUUUGUUUCUUCUAGUUACACUUUAGGGUGUGACAUAAAGUCCUUAAUUCAGAACGGCUGUUCCGAUGCUUCCGUCGGUGAAUCCACCAUAGCAUGGGUACUACAGCAAAUUCAUACCGGUAUUGCUAAAGACAAUCAUCAUUAAAAGUUCCAGUGUAGCCUAAUGAAGUUUUCUUAAAACACUCGUCGAUCUAGAUAGCAGAGACGAGUAGCUUGCAUCAGCAACUUGGUAAUUUUCAACAAAUCAAAAUUGUAUUGAUUUUUUUUUGUUUUAACCCCGGUUUUAACAUUUGUACCAAGUGUUGACAUUAUUAUUAAUCGCUUAAUCGCAUGCUGAAAGUACCAGCAGUAGAUCUAAUAAACAAGAUUGAACUGGGAAA
Messenger RNA from Daphnia magna, 1188 nucleotides. RefSeq lists its product as uncharacterized. Lineage: Eukaryota; Metazoa; Arthropoda; Branchiopoda; Diplostraca; Daphniidae. The coding region runs from base 219 to 953 and encodes 244 amino acids. The transcript has 10 exons. The record is from RefSeq and is a predicted model, not a curated record.